Messenger RNA from Callithrix jacchus (white-tufted-ear marmoset), 1702 nucleotides. It is a transcript of the gene OR6M1, whose product is annotated as olfactory receptor family 6 subfamily M member 1. Gene Ontology annotation, biological process: G protein-coupled receptor signaling pathway. Gene Ontology annotation, cellular component: membrane. The record is from RefSeq and is a predicted model, not a curated record. Gene Ontology annotation, molecular function: G protein-coupled receptor activity; olfactory receptor activity. NCBI's taxonomy places the organism in Eukaryota, Metazoa, Chordata, Mammalia, Primates, Cebidae.
CCCAAAAGGCUGGUCUGUCUCAAUGUACCCUCCCCUGCCUCGCCAGCCUGCCAAGAGCACCAAGUUUACUUCCAGGUAGUAGGUGAGCAGGGCUGAGAACUUGCCCCAGGCUACAAGCCUCCCAACUGAGAAAGCAAGCAUAUUCAGUUACUUGGCUAUUCCACCUCCCUCAAAGGAUCUGUAGAUUCUCUCAGCUUUUCUGUAGAGACAAGGUUGCAACAUGUUGGCCAGGCUGGUAUUGAAAUCCUGACCUCAAGUGAUCUGCCUUCCUCGGCCUCCCAAAAUGCUGGCAUUGCAGGGAAACCCUGCCUACCAUGUAGUGGUCAACAUGGGAAACUGGAGCAUUGUGACUGAAUUCACACUAAGUGCCUUCCCAGCUCUCCUGGACAUUCGAAUAUCUCUCUUCAUGGUUCUUGUGUUAACUUACACGUUAACAACAACAGGAAACAUCAUCAUCAUCUCCCUGAUACGAAUUGAUCAUCGUCUGCAAACUCCAAUGUACUUUUUCCUCAGUAAUUUGUCCUUUCUGGAUAUCUUAUAUACCACUGUCAUUACCCCAAAGUUGUUAGCCUGCCUCCUAGGAGAAAAGAAAACCAUAUCUUUUGCUGGUUGUAUGACCCAGACAUAUUUCUACUUCUUUCUGGGGACAGUGGAGUUUAUCCUCUUGGCGGUGAUGUCCUUUGACCGCUAUGUGGCUAUCUGUGACCCACUGCACUACACCAUCAUCAUGAACAGCAGGACCUGCUUCCUGCUGGUUCUGGGAUGCUGGGUGGGAGCCUUCCUGUUUGUGUUGGUUCCAACCAUUGUUGUGACACGGCUACCUUACUGUAGGAAAGAAAUUAAUCAUUUUUUCUGUGACAUUGCCCCUCUUCUACAGGUGGCUUGUAUAAACACUCACCUCAUUGAGAAGAUAAACUUUCUCCUCUCUGCCCUUGUCAUCCUGAGCUCCCUGGGAUUCACCACUGGCUCCUAUGUGUGCAUAAUUUCCACCAUUCUGAGUAUCCCCUCCACCCAGGGCCGUCAGAAAGCUUUUUCUACCUGUGCUUCUCACAUCACUGUUGUCUCCAUUGCCUACGGGAGCAACAUCUUUGUGUAUGUGAGACCCAAUCAGAACUCCCCACUGGAUUAUGACAAGGUUGCUGCUGUUCUCAUCACAGUGGCGACCCCUCUUCUGAAUCCUUUUAUCUACAGCUUGAGGAAUGAGAAGGUAAAGGAAGUGUUGAGAGAGACAGUGAACAGAAUCAUGACCUUGAUACUAAGGAAAACUUGACACUGCUAUAUACUAUAUAUGUCAUAUAGAUUUUUUUAAAUUAUUUAUUUUGUUAAGUUCCAGGGUACAUGUGAAGGACAUGCAGGUUUGUUACAUGGGUAAACGUGUGCCAUGGUGGUUUCCUGCAUCUAUCAAUCCAUCACCUAGAUACUAAGCCCACCAAGCUGGAAAAUAUUCUUCAGGAUAUUAUUCAGGAAAACUUUCUUAACCUAGUAACACAGGACAAUACUCAACUCCAGGUAAUACAGAGAACAUCACAAAGAUGCUCCUCAAGUAGAACAACCCCAAGACACAUAAUCAUUAGAUUCACCAGUGUUGAAAUAAAGGAGAAAAUUCUAAGGGCAGCUAGAGAGAAAGGUCAGGUUACCCAUAAAGGGAAAACUAUCAGACUCACAGCAGAUCUCUCAGCUGAAACCCUACAAACUAGAGGAG